Molecule: messenger RNA, 553 nt
Organism: Seriola aureovittata
Lineage: Eukaryota; Metazoa; Chordata; Actinopteri; Carangiformes; Carangidae
Gene: rps20
Product: ribosomal protein S20
Exons: 4
Coding region: 157-516 (119 amino acids)
Biological process (GO): translation
Cellular component (GO): cytosolic small ribosomal subunit; ribosome
Molecular function (GO): structural constituent of ribosome; RNA binding
Source: RefSeq, a predicted model, not a curated record
GAAGAAGUACCAGGAGCCCGGAUGAGUGGUACUUAAUGAAGCCCAGGCCUCUGCUCGCCCUUUUCCCGAAGAGCUAACCACGCUGGUGGAGACCGUUCCUGGCUCACCGCUGUUCGUCUGAAUUUCUUCCGAAUAAGUCGGUCAGGAAUAAUUAAAAUGGCUUUCAAGGAUACUGGUAAGGCCCCUGUGGAGGCUGAGGUUGCCAUUCACCGCAUCCGCAUCACCCUCACAAGCCGCAACGUCAAAUCUCUGGAGAAGGUCUGCGCAGACCUGAUCCGUGGCGCUAAGGAGAAGAACCUGAAGGUGAAGGGGCCUGUCCGCAUGCCAACCAAGACUCUGCGUAUCACCACCAGGAAGACUCCCUGUGGUGAGGGAUCCAAAACCUGGGAUCGCUUCCAGAUGAGGAUCCACAAGCGCCUGAUCGAUCUGCACAGCCCGUCUGAAAUUGUCAAGCAGAUCACCUCCAUCAGCAUCGAACCUGGUGUUGAGGUUGAAGUUACCAUCGCAGACGCAUAAACAAUGCAGAUGAUUUAAUAAAGAAACAAAAAGGAAA